Molecule: messenger RNA, 467 nt
Organism: Zymoseptoria tritici IPO323
Lineage: Eukaryota; Fungi; Ascomycota; Dothideomycetes; Mycosphaerellales; Mycosphaerellaceae
Exons: 1
Coding region: 130-459 (109 amino acids)
Source: RefSeq, a predicted model, not a curated record
AGAUCAGGAUCGGAGGGAAGUAUUGCGGCACUCCUCGUGAAGUCCUCGCUGCUGUAUGCCGUGCGGCUUCUCGAGCGCCGCAAACUUGGUACUCAAGCACGGGAUUUAGCCGGCACGGUAGUCAGCACGAUGCUCUCCGUCGCCGUCGUGCACCACGUCCUCACUGUCCUCAUCAUCAUCCUCAUACCCACCCUGGUACUCAAGCACGUCAGCCAAGGUAGGCUUGAACAUGCCAUCAAUUUCAUCCAUCAGUGCGUUCGCUCUCAGCUCGUCCGCUUUUUGGACGACUUCGUCCGCUUGCUUCGCCUUUGCUUCACUUUCAAGUAUAUCCUCUUCGUCACUCCAGGUCUAACUGCCAGUGCGCGUGCGGGCAAUGUCACGAGCGUCUUGAUAUUCCUCAUCUGGAUUUUCCUCUUCUGCCUCUUCAUCUGCUCGAUUUUGUCCAUCACGUUCUCCUGACUCCUUGU